This is a messenger RNA of Camelus dromedarius (Arabian camel), 4221 nucleotides long. It is a transcript of the gene VTI1A, whose product is annotated as vesicle transport through interaction with t-SNAREs 1A. The coding region runs from base 171 to 755 and encodes 194 amino acids. The record is from RefSeq and is a predicted model, not a curated record. Gene Ontology annotation, biological process: macroautophagy; intracellular protein transport; intra-Golgi vesicle-mediated transport. Gene Ontology annotation, cellular component: SNARE complex; ER to Golgi transport vesicle membrane; late endosome membrane. The transcript is spliced from 9 exons. Gene Ontology annotation, molecular function: SNARE binding; SNAP receptor activity. NCBI's taxonomy places the organism in Eukaryota, Metazoa, Chordata, Mammalia, Artiodactyla, Camelidae.
GGGACCAAGAUUGCGACGAACAACCAGGAAGCGGCUUGGUUGGGAGCUGUCCCGGGUUCUCCGCUCUGCUCUGAGGGAGCUUCCCGGAGUGUUCACACAGAGUUUUCCCGCCCCGCGUGACCCCUGCUCCGACCUAGGCUCCGGCCCGGGCCGGCCACUCCGGAGCUGCCAUGUCGUCCGACUUCGAAGGCUACGAGCAGGACUUCGCGGUGCUCACUGCAGAGAUCACCAACAGGAUUGCGAGGGUCCCCCGACUCCCGCCCGAUGAGAAGAAGCAGAUGGUUGCAAAUGUGGAGAAGCAGCUCGAAGAAGCAAAAGAACUGUUGGAACAGAUGGAUUUGGAAGUCCGAGAGAUACCGCCCCAAAGUCGAGGAAUGUACAGCAACAGGAUGAGAAGCUACAAGCAAGAAAUGGGAAAACUUGAGACAGAUUUUAAAAGGUCACGGAUCGCCUACAGUGACGAAGUACGGAAUGAGCUCCUAGGGGAUGAUGGGAAUUCCUCAGAGAACCAGUUGAUAAAAUUACGUGAAGAGAGGGCACAUCUGCUCGAUAACACAGAGAGGCUGGAAAGGUCAUCUCGGAGACUAGAGGCUGGAUACCAAAUAGCAGUGGAAACCGAGCAAAUUGGCCAGGAGAUGUUGGAAAACCUCAGUCAUGACAGAGAAAAGAUACAGAGAGCACGUGAAAGACUUCGGGAAACAGAUGCUAACUUGGGGAAAAGCUCCAGGGUUCUGACAGGGAUGUUAAGAAGGUAAGAACCAGAAUCAUCCAGAACCGCAUCCUGAUCGUCAUCCUGGCUGUCGUCCUGGUCAUCACCAUCCUGAUGGCGAUCACUUUCUCGGUCAGGAGACACUGAUGUAUCUGCUCUUCCCUGAUAAACAGCAAGAACGGCUCGUUCUGAGUAAUUAAGACAAAAUGGUCACAUGAAUCAUUCUUUUGCACUGACAGGCCCUGAAUGACCCCCGUGUGCACUCACCGCUGUUCAGCUGAAGGGCAAAGAGUGUAAAAAUAUUUUCUAUUCCUGUUUGCAUGUGGGUUGGUUUCCUUUUCUAGAUUUGUCUUCACCCAGAUUUUUUUUUUUAUAGGGAAAGGCAAAUGUUUAUUUGCCUUUUGGUAAUUUCAUCUACUGACCAAAAUAGCCUUGGAGACAUUCUUGCUUGCCCUGUGGACCUGUCAGGGGUCAUGGUUUGGGAGAGGCCAUGAUCUGUCAGUCAAGGGAGCUUCUGAUGGGCUGUGCUGUUUGUCACACACCUCUUGUCACUGAACAGCCCUUCUGUGAUGUGUGAGGAUAAAAAAAAAUGCAGAGAAAAGCAAGGGCCAGAGCAGUGACCAGACCUGUUCCUACCCAGGCGUGAUGACCAUGGUCAACCUGCCUGCGUGCGCUCAUCGUAAAGGUGGAUAUUUAGCAUCGGUUGUGCCGGAAAUUGACUUAGCACUUUCCCUGUCUUUCUAUGCAUAUUUUUUUUAACUCAAAAGUAUUUUUUUGCUGAGCCUACCCAAUAUCCACUUUUCACAACUUUGAUUCCUGGCUACAAGAAAGAUGUCCCAGCCUUCCAAAACCCCCAUACUCCCCAGAAUCUGCUGGCAGAUUGAGCUCCGGCAUGCUAUUUAAUUGUGUGACCUGCUCUCCCCUGAUCUGUGCAAGCAUCUCUGUAUCCUUUCGGUCUUCAUAUUUGCACCGCCCAAAGCAGACCUCAUACAUGCAGAAGGUCUGACAGGGUUCUCUCCACGCCCACUCCAGCAUGUAAAGAGAACAGGAGUAUUUCAGGAAGCACAAGGACAUGACUCCAUCAGUGCAAAAUGUCAAAUGGGAUUAUCGAUACGUUGAGUCUUAUAGGCUGAGCCACCAGAAAUAAACUUGAUGGAAAAGGUCCACUAACCUCCUUUCAAAGAUUAAGGGAUUGCUGCGUGUUACAAAAGGACGGCUUGGGCAUUUGCUGUGCAAAUGUUGGCGCAGCCCUCCUGAAUUCGCCGUGUGUUCAAACUUCUCACGUGCUCUGUGAUUUCCUUUGGUUUCUCUCUGUACGAGGUAACCGGGAAUUGUGUUCAGAAUGAGUCCAUUUAUGAUCAGGCUUCAAGUUUUGCCCAAGUCGAGGUCAUUCUCCCCCUGGUCAUAAAGCAAAAUGUAUUUCUUCUUAAGACUUCAUAGGCACUUCCAGGGUCCUUUCUAUCUUUGGAAUAUAAUUGGAAGCUUUGAAGCCUUGAAAAGCCAACCUGUUCCCUUCAUAAAAAAUGCUAACCACCUGUGCCCAUUGAUGGAGAGCACCUGAAUGCUGCACUGGAUUUUUUUUCCCAACUCAGAAGAGAACCAUUACGAUUUAGAGAGGAAAUUCAGGAUGGCAAAAUCCACCAGAGAAAUUGUGCUCAUCGAAACAGGCUAGGGCCUGCAUGUGUUCAGAUAAAUCAUUUAGGAUUUUGUAAAUAAUGCUGCAGCCUUUACAUCGCAGGGCUGGUGUGGGAUCUGGGCAGAGCCAAGUAGGCCAGCAAGGGAGUGGGGAGGCCGUGCUAAUUUCCCUAUCAGCUUAAGGGAUCGAUCUCAGCAAGAAUCUUUUAUUCUGAUAAUGGAAUUCCGUACGUGCUAAACACAUCGAAGAAACUAUUAAAAGCAAGGAAACAAGUAGUCUCCUCCUCGUUCUGAAACUAACGGUGGGGAAGUGUUCUGCCAGCCUCUCUGGUGGCUUCCUUCGAAACUGUUGAUCUUAGUUCAAGUGCACAAUCGGAGACCCAGCUACACCUCACGCCUCCAGACUCUUCCCAAGGCCACCUGGCGGGCCAGGCUGAUCUGACCAUCUAAACUUGCUGGCUUCUAAAUAUUUCACUAACACCUGGCGUUCAUGUGGAAGUAGAGGAAAUGAGGAGGGAGUACAUCGCUCCCCGCUUAAUGACUGCUUCUACGGGGUUCUAUCUCUUUAUCAGCUCUUGCCUGAGAUUUUGCCCCAAUUCAACCUUGACUGUGGGACGAAUAUGAACAGAUAACCCUUGGCCUAACAGCCUCAUCAGAUCCACCUCGAGAGUGACCCCCUAGACUGGCAGAGUGAGGGUUUUGCAGGAAGUGGGUGUGAAGGCCCCCCGGGUUCCCGCCUGGCUGCCCCGGAUGCUGCCGGACAGACUCGAAGGAGCCCCAAGGGAGGUAAAUUGUUUGCCCUCCUUUCCUGCUCCCCUAGGGAAGGAAGAAAGCCCCCCAAUUCGAAGCAGUUCAUAGAACUGUGAAGGUUCUAGGAACUUACUAUGUAGACUUCAAUUGAUGACUAUCUCUAAAGUCAGGAGCCUUUGUUAAAAAUUCUGUGUGACGGGGAGGGUGAGGGGUGGAAGACAGGACUCGGAGGAGGAAGAGGAAGGUGGAAGCCCUUGCCAUAUAAAAUUCAUGCAGACUAAACAGUUGCCCUGGCAGAAUAAAUAAAGCGGAUGCUGCCCCACUCCAGAAUCAAAAGCAAUUUAAUUAAAGUCUCUUAAGUUGUAAAGAGUUUUAAAUGUUCCACGUUGAAGACGAAUGCCGGCAAAUGCAGCGGGCUUGACGUCAGCUGUCAGGCUGGGGCUGGGAGGCCAUUUGCUAUUCUGUUUAAGGCAGGCUGGAUUGUCUUAUUUUGGAACUAGCUUGGUGGGGGGUUUGCUUUGCUACUGCUUCUGAGCCCUGAGCUUCAAAGGCUGAAAUUAAUGGUGAACAAAAUUGUGCGGCUCUGGCCGUCCCAUGCGGGGCAAGCCCAUUGAGGGUUAUCAUUAAGUAAAGAAAUAAAGAGGGGGAAAAAAGCCUGCCUGUUCCAAAAACCUCAUCAGAUAAUGACCUCAGUGAUUGGAUUUUCAUUACCAAACAGCAUCCAGAGAUUAUCUACUCCAUAGACGAAGGGAGGUGGGGAGAAAAAAAAGAAAGGAAAGCAACUGUCUUUCUCGUCCUCCCCUCUCUCCUCUUUUCUUUUUCUUUCUUUCUUUCUUUCUUUUUUUGCACAUCUUUUCUUUAAAACUGUCAGAUCAUUUCAGUAUUUCAAAUCCGAGGAAAACAGCCUGCCUGCUGCUGUAUUUGAAGUUGUAAUGGUGUCAAAAAGUCACGACUGACUGACAGCCGUCAGUCCCAGAGGGGCUCAUUAAAUCAUAAAAACUUGACAAGGAAAUAAUUGCGCAUCGCCAGCAACUUGGCGCCUGUUUAGACGUUUUUAUUUUCUUUCAUUAUUAGUCCCCACCAUUACGUUCAUUAACAAAUUGCAUUAAACAACUGUUAAGGGCUAA